Messenger RNA from Fomitiporia mediterranea MF3/22, 531 nucleotides. RefSeq lists its product as uncharacterized. The record is from RefSeq and is a predicted model, not a curated record. Bases 1 to 531 code for a protein of 176 amino acids. The transcript is spliced from 11 exons. Lineage: Eukaryota; Fungi; Basidiomycota; Agaricomycetes; Hymenochaetales; Hymenochaetaceae.
AUGCUUUCUACUCGGUCUACUGUAAUCAACCCCAUAGAUUCGGGCGUAGUUCCCACCAUCUACUCCGAACUUCGUUUUGCAGAGUAUUUCCAACUUGCCAUUGUGACUGUUCUCCUAUACGACACAAUCACUACUUUAGACAAAGAAAUCAAAUUCUUCUGGAAUCGCUACAUUGGUAUAUUCUCGGCCAUUGCCUAUCUCUGGUACAACACGUAUCACGUAACGAGGAGACUAUGUCAGCGGUUCAGUAAUCCCCUUCACCCAAUACCAGGCUCGUUCACUCUAUUAACUGCUGUUGCAUCAAACUGGAUUACAAUAAAUAUGAUAGAUUACAUACUGUUAAUGAGAGUCCUGGCUCUAUUCGCACAAGGUAGAUACCAUUCUUUCGCUUUAGGGUUACUCACUAAAAAAGCGACUAUUCUACUUCGAACUCUUUUCGGCAUUGAGGCAGCUGCAAUGUUCGCCAUUCUCUCUUACGUGCAGAUAUUCAACGGAAGGGAAUUCCACUAUUCUUCGAGCUAUUCCUCAUGA